CACAAAGCAGCGUGUCACGGGGGGCUGGCAGGAACGGACGGCAGCGCACGCCGGGGCCCAGCAGGCCGGGAGAGCCGGAGACCGAGCUCCCCGCCACGGGCUCUGCCGCUGCCUCGCCCUGCAGCUGCCUCGGGCCUUGGCAGCGCUUUAUAGAAAACAGGUCUCGUUUUCGCCUUCUGCACAAGGUGUAAUAAAACGCCUGACGCAGGGAAGCGCCCGGCCGGCCCGCCCCGGCCUCGCCCUCCGGGCCGCGUUGCCGGGGCCGCGUUGCCGGGGCCGCUGCGGCGCCCUGCCCGGGCCGCGGGGAGCCGGGGGCCCGGCUGCUGCUGCCGGGCUGUCCGGGAGGGCUGCCCGCCCGGGGCCAGCGCCCCGCCGAGGGGCUGCGUCAGGCGGCGGGUGCCUGGGGCGGCCCGGGAGACGGGAGGGGCAGGGCGGGCCGGGCUGAGGCCCCUCGGCGGGGCCGGUCACAGCCAGGCGCUCUGCCGCCCGCCUCCGGGCCUGGGGAGCUGGUUUGGCUGCGUGCGAGGAGAAAGCGAGGAAGUCAGAGCGAGGGGGAAUUCGGAAGCCCCUUGGAUCCGGCCCCAGGCAGGAGCGCGGGGUGCUGGAGCAGGGCACCGGGCCUGACAGCCUCUAGCGGCCCCUGCCGCCUCAGCCACGCUGUGACUGCCUGGUCCUUGUCACUGAACACAAACGACCAUGCCUCCUCCAGAAACCAUGUUUUGCGCUCAGCAGAUCAAAAUUCCCCCUGAGCUGCCUGACAUUCUGAAGCAAUUUACCAAAGCUGCUAUUAGGACUCAGCCUCAUGAUAUUUUGCAGUGGGCAGCUGCGUACUUUUCAGCACUGUCAAAAGGUGAACCCCUUCCUGUGAAGGAGAGGUUUGAAAUGCCUUUACCAACAGAGGAAACAGAUGGUGGUUUGACCCCAGGACUCCUUAAAAUCUUGCACAAGCAGUUUUCUCCCAAAGGCAUGGUGAAUGUUGCAGAACUGAAGGAAAAAUGGAAGCACCUCUGCCUGCCAGAGGAGCAGCUGAACACUAUCCUGCAACUGGACAACUUUGGUGAGGAGGCAGAAUGGAUGAAGAUUCUGGCACUUGGGUGCAGCGUGCUCGGCAAGUCCUUACUGAGUUCAAUGAAACAUGCCUGUGAAAUCAUAACAAGGGACCCAGAAGGCGGAGCAGCGAGCGUUCCCUUCGAAACAUUCUCGUUCCUCUACUCCUAUUUGGCCAGUAUCGAUGGAGAGAUACCAGAGGAGAAAACUGAAGCUUUCCUCCAAAGGAUUAAAGAACAAGCGUUGGUUGUUCUGAAAACUUCUGGACACCUGCACUUCAUGAUGAUCAACAGGCGACCAACAAACCGGCAUGGUGCUGCUCAGAAACUUUCUGACCUAACCCUCAACACUGCAAGUUUUGAUCAAGCCUACUCUUCAGCACCAGGUGAAAGGGGGAAAAAAAAAAAGGAAUAAAUACAUGUAAGAAAAUGUGUAUUGAAAGGGCUGUUAUUUGCAUAUUACAAUGCAAGAAGAUGCUCAUCUCUAGCUCUUCCCUUUGUUUACAUCACUCUUGAAAUGGCCAUUCAGUAGAUGUUGAUUGAAUACAUGGUUAUACUGUUUUCCUGCCUCUCAAAUGCUGAUGCUCACACCUAAGGAGUGAUACCUUCACUCAUUUUUUUAUAUUGAGUAACAUGUAUUUUGUUGUGGAUCUUCCUACCUGUACUUCUUAAGUGAUUGCAAGAAGUAAAACACAGAAUUAACUUGAGGGAAGAUGGGGCAGCUCCAAUUGGUGCAUUUCUCAUUAUGCAGCUGGAUAGCACUGACUUUGACUCUUGCACAAAUACAGCUUGUCUUUUACUACUUUGCAUGGACAAGCUCUAUUAAACAAAGUCUUACUUGAGAGAACUUCCUGAGAACCCUGUGGCUGAGUUGGCAGAAGUAUCAACUCAAGAAAGGACAGCAAUGUUUCCAUACUGUUUUUCCUCUAAUUAGGACCCUUUCAGAACUUAAAUAUCCUUUUCCAUUCUUAGAUACAGUUGCCUAAUGAAGGAUCUAUUUAAACAUGUCUUGUUUUCUGACACAAAAGGCUACUGCAUUUAUCAGGUGAGGAACGCCUGACAGAGUUCAGCUUGGUUUUGAGUUGAACAGCUGUAGUAGGCACAGAAGUCCAAAUCAAUCAGAACUAGACUAAGUAUUCAGUGACAGAUAAUUGCAGAAAUGACUGAGGUAAGAGACAACAUACUGGUGGCUACAGUAAAACUGGAGAGAUUCCAUCGACAGGGAAGCCAAAACCAGGAGCCAAUGGAGUGCCCUCUCCUGGCAACUCACUUGAACAGAAGAAUAUAUUGUAGGACGGAUCUGCAACCUUCUUCUUUUGUAUUUGCUUACUUUGUUGGCACUGGCUGAUGAUGACUGGCCUUGCUGUAGUAGAUUGUGUGAGGAAUUAACAGGACAAGACAGUGAUAUGAUAAAAAUCUCCCUGAAGUGGAAUUCUCCUGCAUACCUUUAAUAUGUACCUGUGUGUUUUAAAUAUUUUUAUCAACCACUACUGCUAAUAUUUAUGUUAAGUCUACAGGAUGGGAACACUUCCUAGUUAUUUCUGGAAGGAUAUGGGUACACAACCAGUGUUUGAAAAUGGCAAUCAGCAACUCUACAAGUGUUCUUGGUACCUCCUCACUAGUUUCUGUGGAGGGCUAUAUUCUUAUCUUUGCCAGGUGACUUUGGUCCUAAAUUUGGGCAUGAGUUUGGGAACAGUAACUUUCCCUGUUACUGUCCUUUUACCACUAACUGCAGUUGAAGAUACUUUAAUCUGCUGGAGAAGUCUGAACUCUCCCCUCUCACCUCUGGUACAUGCUGUAACUAGACAGUAAGUGCUGACUUUCUGGAACACUGCUCUCAGAGGUGACAAUGUCAGGUGGCAGGCUAGGAGGGAAGUUUUCUUCAUGCCUCUUCUAUUUGUAAUUGCUCCUAGUUCUCCAGGGACUAGCUCUGUACUAUAUCCACCUUUUGGAUACUAAUUACAGGUCAGAAAUGCAAAUUAGUACAGUCUCUCACAGAUUUCAUUCUUCAUCUUUGUCAGACUAAACUCAAAUAGAUUAAAAAGAUCUAUGUAAUUUAUCAAUAGAUGCAUUAGUGUUACACAGUUACACAUUUUAUGAUACGUGCUGCUUCCACCAUGACAAACCUUGACACCAGUUCAUUUUUGUCUCCAAGGCCAGCUGUGAUGUAACACCAAUAUUAUGUACACAGUGUUACUGUCCCUGGCACAACAGCAGUAAUGACAGUUCCUGGUGAAGCAAUUUUUUUGAACAGCUGACAAACAAAACAAUCAGGUCCAGGUUUCUACUUUCUUCUUUUAUGGCUGUGAUACUUGUCUUCAUCCCUGAAACAAAAACACAAACAUUGUGUGUGCUUUUAGGCUCAGACUGAUAGAACCUGAAGGAAAAAACCAAAACACAAAAUAACCCAGGCUUGGAAAAUGGAAAUGUCUCAUUAAAUGUAAUCAUGUCCUCUUCUAAGGAAAGAAAGUAAACUACUUUAAGACAGUUUAUUUCCCAUGCUGUUUUAAUCAAAGUUUUGUCAUGCGCUGCAGUAGUGGCAAAUAGGAUUAGGAUAAAAUUUUAGGAUUUAGGAAUUUUAUUUAGGACAAAAGGCUCCACAGUGUAACAACACCAAUUUGAGACAAGCAAUCUUUCCCAUCCGUGCAGUUACCUACAGCAUUUUUUCCACACAUCCUAGGGAUAAUGCACCAUUUCUUCUGCACAACAGCCUCAGUCUUUGCUCCAACACAGGUUACCCACACCUAUGGUCUUGCCGAUGCAAAUGUGCCCUUGAUGGUAUUAGAAGGUGUGGCCUAGAUUUGUUUUCUUUUCCGUGAAAGUAUGUCCAGAACUACUGAAGAGCAACAACACGGUUCUGAAGCAGAGCGAGCUAGUCAGCUGAUCCUAUGAAUAUACGCACUAGUGAAACAAAAAAUCCUGUUUAUUAAAUCCCAGCGCAAACUGGAGCAUUAGGCAAGAACACUUAACUGGUUAAAUGAAAAAUAUGUCCUCCCAUGUCCAUCAAGGAGUAAAACUGCCUGCCACAGUACUGUGCUAACCCUGUAGCAUGCAGUUUUAAAGUGUCACCUUUCAGAUGUGAGAAUAAAUUCUGAAGUCUGGAUCACAGUUUACGAUCUCACAGCAAGUUCUUUUUAAUGUCAGUAGCCUCUUGCCACUAGUUCUUAUACUGCAGAUGAGGUUAGCCCAGCUUUUUAACUGGACCAGAUAUUCUAAUUCCCUGCCCUAAAUUCUCACUGCCAACAGCUAUGGCCACCUGAUUCAGAAGCAGGAGUUCAGUCACAGUAUUUAUUGCUCACCGUUCUCUUCUUCUCUGUGAAACUCUGUCUUUGCCUCUCUCACGACUCCUUUUUCGUCUGUUUGGACUCCUGCUGCUCUCCCUCCUGUGUCUGGUGCGUUCAGGCUCCUUACAGCUUCCUCCAGACUGCCGUGAGUCCACCGAGGCUGACCGCCUGUCUUCCCUUCUGCAAAAAAGGUUAUUGAUUUUAUUCAAUAAAAAGUUUUACAGUCA
Apus apus (common swift) is the source of this 4557-nucleotide messenger RNA. RefSeq names its product rhophilin associated tail protein 1 like (gene ROPN1L). Lineage: Eukaryota; Metazoa; Chordata; Aves; Apodiformes; Apodidae. Bases 697 to 1461 code for a protein of 254 amino acids. The transcript has 7 exons. The record is from RefSeq and is a predicted model, not a curated record.